Mobula hypostoma (lesser devil ray) is the source of this 2427-nucleotide messenger RNA. RefSeq names its product zinc finger protein 239-like. Gene Ontology annotation, biological process: regulation of DNA-templated transcription. Bases 550 to 1227 code for a protein of 225 amino acids. NCBI's taxonomy places the organism in Eukaryota, Metazoa, Chordata, Chondrichthyes, Myliobatiformes, Myliobatidae. The record is from RefSeq and is a predicted model, not a curated record. The transcript is spliced from 2 exons. Gene Ontology annotation, molecular function: DNA-binding transcription factor activity, RNA polymerase II-specific; RNA polymerase II cis-regulatory region sequence-specific DNA binding.
CUGCAGACUCCCCAUGCUGAGACUGCGCAGGAAUGAAUUACCCCCAAGGAAACGUCGUUGUGGUCGUGCACUGAGGCGGAGCAGGAGGGUCGUGAUUUGCUGGGGCAUUGGACGUCGGGCAGAACUGCACCCACGCUGAACAGGGACGUUUCACAUCCUGAUAGCCCCGUGUUGUGAGGCUGCUUGAUUUGCCUGUUUCUCGCGGAGUUGAUCUGCCAUCACCAGUUGAACGGUGCUCGAAGGGGAGGAAUUGCCAACAAGGACACUGAAGCCAAGCACCAUGUCAGGAGUAAUAGUCACUCAAAUUAUCAGGACCUGAACGUAGUCAUUGUCAUCAGUGAAAAUGAAGAUAUGUGAAAAACAGCAGUGGGUCUGGAAAGGCAACAGACGUAUCCUGCUGAAUGAGAGAGAAGCACACUGAGGUCUCUGGAAAUGCAUUAACCAUUUGUAAAGCCUGAACUAUCAUUACAAUAUUUAAAGUGUGGAGAAACUGUUGUAUGUGUGGACGAGAUUUCAACCAAACCGGAGGAACGCAAGGACGUCCUCACCAUGGAGAAGCCAUACAAAUGUGAGGACUGCGGGAAGGAAUUCAAUUAUCCAUCCUUACUGGAUGCUCACCGCCGCACUCAUACUGGGGAGAGGCCAUUUACUUGUUCUGUGUGUGGGAAGGGAUUCACACAAUCGUGCACACUCCAAACACACCAGCGGGUUCACAGUGAUGAGAAGCCCUUCAGCUGCUCUCACUGUGGGAAGGGAUUCAGAUGUUCAUCCAACCUUAUCCAGCACCAGCGAGUUCACACCGGGGAGAAACCCUUCACUUGCUCAGUUUGUGCAAGGGGCUUCAGUCAGUCCACCACUCUGCUGACACAUCAGCGAGGUGUUCACACUGGUGAACGGCCGUUCAUUUGUUCCAUGUGCGGGAAGGGAUUCACCAAUUCAUCCCAUCUGCUGAAACACCUGCGAGUUCACACCGGAGAGAGACCCUUCUCCUGCUCGGUCUGUGAGAAGGGCUUUACACACUCAUCCACCCUGCUGAUACACCAGCGAGUUCACAAUGGAGAGAGGCCAUUUACCUGCUCCGUGUGUGGGAAAGCAUUCACUCACUCAUCCAACCUGCUGACACAUCAGCGAGUACACACUGGGGAGAAACCAUACACAUGUUCUGUGUGUAGCAAGGCAUUCACCCGUUCAUCUCACCUCAUGAGACACCAACAAGUUCAUGAGUAACUUCGAGUUUGGAUUCUGUUGUUAUUACGGCAGUUAAUUGUGUCCAUAGCUGAACAUGUUACAAUUGACUUUUUUUUCUGUUGUCAAAGCUGCACUGUCCCUUAUUUUCCGCUGUUGGUGAUUGUUUUCUUUCAAGUUUAAGGUACAUUUAUGAUCAAAAUACAUAUACUGUAUGUCACCAUGUACUACCCUAAGAUUCAUUUCAUUGCAGGCAUUCACGGUGAAUGUAAAGAAACACAAUAGAAUCAAUAGAUGUAAAAACUACACACAAAGACGGACAAACAACCAUUGUACAAAAGACGAUAAAUUGUGUAAAUACAAAAAGAUAAAGCAAAAUAAUAAUAGAAAAAUAAGUAAUCAUUGAUAUUGAGAACAAGUUGUAGUGUUUCUCAAAGUGAAGCCAUAGGUUACGGAAUUAGCUCAGUGUUGAGGUGAGAGAAGUUAUCCACACUGGUUCAGAGUCUGAUGGCUGAGGGGUAGUAAGUGUUCCUGAACCUGGUGGUGUGAGUCCUGAGGCUCCUGUACCUGUUUCCUGAUGACAGCAGCAAAAAAACAGCAUGGUCUAGAUGGUGGGGGUCCUUGAUGAUGGAUGCUACUUUCCUGCGAUAGCACUUGGUAGAUGUGCUCAGUGGUGGGGAGAGCUUUACCCGUGAUGGACUACUUUCUGUAGGUUUUUUUUGUUCAAGGAGAUUGGUGUUUACAUACCAGGUUAUGAUGCAACCAAUCAGAAAACUUGCUUCCGAGCUGCUUUGAAGUUUGUGAAGUUUUACAUGACAUGCCAAAUCUUCAUAGACUUCUGAGAAAGUGGAGCUGUUGCCGUGCCUUCUUUGUAAUGGCAUUUAUGUGCUGGAUCCAGGACAAUCAUCUGAUAUGGUACUACCGAGGAAUUUAAGAUUACUGACCUUCUCCAUCUCUAAUCCCCUGAUGAGGACUGGCUCGUGGACCUCUGGUUUCCUCCUUCUAUAGUCAAUUAUCAGUUAUUUGGUUUGGCUGAUGUUGACGUUGAUGUCAAUUUGCUUACAGCAAAUUUCCAUAUAGCAAAUUAGUUUCCAUUAAAAUUUCAACAUUUUUUCAGAAAGAUUUCAUUUAUUAAGAUUCCAAUUGAGAAAGUACUGGUUAAAUCUUGCUGAUGAUUACAUACAAAGGAACUCUAGAAUCUGUCAAAAGAAUAAAGUAUAGGAAUGGUGUAUCAAGUACCUC